Lobosporangium transversale is the source of this 4537-nucleotide messenger RNA. Its product is annotated as chitin synthase-domain-containing protein. Gene Ontology annotation, molecular function: chitin synthase activity. The coding region runs from base 342 to 4493 and encodes 1383 amino acids. Gene Ontology annotation, cellular component: cell septum; cell periphery. The record is from RefSeq and is a predicted model, not a curated record. The transcript has 6 exons. Lineage: Eukaryota; Fungi; Mortierellomycota; Mortierellomycetes; Mortierellales; Mortierellaceae.
UCACUUCAUUUCACUUCACUUCAUUUCACUUCACUUCAUUUCACUUCACUUCACUUCAUUUCAUUACUUUUCAUCAGUCAUCUCAUUCCACUUGUUGCAUUAGCACUUUUUUUAUUUUAUUUUAUUUUAUUUUUUGAAAUAGAUAUCAGCUUACUAUUUGUAGGCAGCAUAGACUCGAGCUUUGCUUCUUCUUUUUGCAUUCAACCUUUUCUUUCUCUUCAAUCUAAUCCUUCAUCUUCCUUUCCAUGUAAACUCAACAUCGUCCUUCCUCUUUCUCCUUCCUACCGAAAAUAAUUAUUCUCUUUGUAUUAUAUUUGCACAACUCUUAAUAUUACCAUACCAUGGAAAAUAACAGCACCAACAACCCACCACAACCAGACAAUGACAGGAGUAGUCAUCCUAUUCACAAUGACCAUUCACAACAACAACAACAACAACAACAACAACAACAACAACAGCAACAUCCUUUACAAUCUCGCGUGAGUCGAAAACGGUCUUUAACCAAGCCAGAACGAUAUCGACCAAAACAAGGUAUACUCAACCGUACACCCUCUCAAAAAGCACAGGAUUCUUUAUCCUCAACCUUCGUUGACAAAAAUGACUCCACCGGAAAUCUACUCCAAGGUAGUGGUGAGUCCUCCUUGGCUGGUACCCUGACUCUGUCCUCUUCAGCUGCCGUUGUGGCCGCACAGGAGCAACAACAACAACGACUUCGUGUCCAACAAAUGAAUGCUCGGGCUCAGGGGCAAAAUCAACAGCAUCAACGCCCUCGACCGCGUCGCAUGUCGACUCUGCGUCGUUCAGGCAGUCAAAGAAAUAACCCAGACACAGGAACAGGGGCAGGAACAACAGCAGAUGUGCAGCGUCGUCCUUCUAAACCUACAAAGAAGAAAGUAAUAGUUGAGAGAGAAAUCGAGUUGACACCAUGGGUGAUUACCUCGAGAAUCUUGACAUGUUGUAUCCCUUCGAGCAUGCUUCGAUGCUGCAACGGUAAAAGGUUCUCGAGGAUCCAGGUGAUCCAGGCUUGGCGCGAGAAAGUUUCGUUAUGUAUGAUUAUUUUCUUGAUCUGUGGAUUGUUGGCCUUUGUGAUCUUUGGCCUUCAGCCCGCUUUGUGUCCCGAUGAGUCUCGUGUCGCCAUGUCUUAUUCAACACAGCCUACUAAUGGAAAGCCAGCUGCGAAAGAAAAUUAUAUUGACUCUGUCAUCAUCCGAGGAAGUGCUUAUCCAUUUGACCAGGUGCAACGGUUCCUCAACAGCAAGGGGGUCGCUAUGUCUGUUGAUUAUCGUUCGCAGGAUAUAACAGAGCUCUUCUACGAUAGCUCGAUGCCCUGUGCAAGAUUUCCAGGCGUUAAUGUCACUAGAGAUCAAUGUGUCGUCCCAAACCCAUAUAAAAACACACCAUUGGUUGCCAAGCCCUGUAUAACGUACUCAGAGUUGGCCGCCUCAGGUAUGCGAUCAAAAGGCAAGCUGUCCUUCCUCUGGACUGACUUGAACGAUUAUAAAAGACGCGAGUUUGAUAACGUCAUCAUCUACGACGGCAAAAUCUUUAAUGUCUCAAGAUUCAUGGGAUCAGAUCAAGUAUUGGGUCCGGAAAUCCACAGUGUACUUCAAAGAAGCCUGCGCAAAGACUCAUCUCUACUUUUUCAAAGGACAGAUAGCCGUAAGAGGGCUAUCAACUGUUUAGCGGGGAUGACAGAGGUUGGAGUCUUGGAGAACACAACAAUGGGAUGUUUUGCGGCCAAGGUGAUCAUGUUAACGACCUUGAUUUGCGUCUGUAUGGUGCUCGGAAUCAAGUUCCUAAUGGCGUUGACGUUCAGCUGGUUCCUGAGUUAUCGCUUGACAGAGAAGCCGAGGACAAUCAAGAGCAAGAAACCUUCCCCAACGUCCAAACAAGAGAAGGAUAAUAACGAUAAAGACAUGGAUGGUAGUGGACUGGAUUUGGCUCGUGCUGGAAAGAAAUCAGCUGGUAGAAAGAAUUUAUACACAGUUAUGUUGGUAACCUGUUAUUCGGAAGGAGAAAGUUCAAUCCGGACAACAUUAGACAGCUUAGUCAACACAAGUUAUUCUGCGAAACACAAGUUGAUGAUGGUGAUCUGUGAUGGUAUUGUCCGUGGACAUGGUAACAAAUUUACAACACCAGAUAUUGUAGUCAACAUGUUGGAGUUGGCACCGGGAAGCGAGAAUCCGAAGCCUUGCAGUUAUCUUGCAAUUGCUGAUGGUGAAAAACAGCACAAUAUGGCGAAAGUUUAUGCUGGCCAUUAUGUCUACAGAAAGAGACGCGUGCCUACUAUGGUCAUUGUCAAAUGUGGCAACCCUCUGGAGAAGGAUGCAAGCAAACCUGGAAAUCGUGGAAAGCGUGAUUCACAGCUGAUUUUGAUGUCAUUCUUUCAGCGUGUACUCUUUGCAGAUCGAUUCACUGAGCUGGACUUUGAAAUGUUUCACAAAAUACAUCGGUUAAUGAACAUUUGGCCGGAUCGCUUUGAGCUCUGUCUGAUGGUAGAUGCGGAUACGAUGGUUAAGGGUGAUUCCCUCAGCUAUAUGGUGACAGCGAUGCAGAAUGACCACACGAUCAUGGGGCUUUGUGGCGAAACCAAAAUUGCUAACAAGACUGCUUCCUGGGUCACCGCCAUCCAAGUGUUUGAGUACUAUGUUUCACACCAUCUUGGAAAGGCGUUUGAAAGCGUUUUUGGAGGAGUGACAUGUUUACCUGGAUGCUUUUGUAUGUACAGGAUAAAAUCACCCAAAAAUGAAGCCUGGGUACCGAUCUUGGCGAACCCGGAAAUAAUUCAAGAGUACAAUCAGAAUAUUGUGUCGACACUACAUCAAAAAAAUCUGUUGUUGCUGGGAGAGGAUCGAUAUCUGACCACAUUAAUGCUGAGGACUUUUCCGAAACGACAGAUGGUAUUCGUACCCCAAGCACAAUGCAAGACGGUGGUUCCAGAUACAUUCAGUGUUUUGUUGAGUCAGCGUCGACGAUGGAUUAACUCAACCAUUCAUAAUCUAUUGGAGCUAGUGCUGGUCACUGAUCUCUGUGGAAUUGCAUUUCUCAGUAUGCAAUUCGUAGUUUUGCUGGAACUCGUUGGAACAGUCGUUCUCCCAGCAGCAGUCUUGUUUACAAUUGGUAUGAUCGUCUUCGCCAUUGUCAACCAGUCUCUUGCAGUUGUGCCGCUCAUCCUCGUUGUCGUUAUGUUCGGGUUACCCGCAGUGUUGAUUGUACUGACAUCACGCAAGUGGAUCUAUGUCUUCUGGAUGCUUAUUUAUUUGAUCUCGAUCCCAAUCUGGAACUUUGUUUUGCCUCUUUACUCGUUUUGGCAUUUUGAUGACUUUAGCUGGGGCGAAACCCGUAAGGUUGCGAAUCAGAAACGCAAAGGAGGUGCGCAGGAUCAUGGCGAUGCGGAAGGAGAAUUUGAAAGUGGAUCAAUUAUCAUGCGCAAAUGGGAAGAAUGGGAAAAGGAGCGACUUAAGGCGAUGGGUUACAGGAUUCAAAGACGUCACUCUGCAGAUCGUGGAAUCAAUGACUUACCUCCACCUGCCGCUAGUACAUUGGAUCUACCAUCCUCAACAGCGCCUCGAAAGGCAAAAUCUAACACAAAUUUGAAUAGGAUCUUUGGUAGCAAUAACAAUAGCGCCAGUACGUUACCUAUAUCAAGACCGAUGUCAAAUCACCCAAUGCAGCAGUCUGUACCCAACCUGGUAGCAUCUCAACCGCAGCAGCAACAGCAACACUCACUACAACCUAGGCAAUCAGUCCGUAUGAGUAGGCCUAGACCUCUACCUCCCCAUAUGAUGCCUCGCCCGCCACCAGGAAUAGCUAAGGGAGGGGGAGUAGGUCCUGAUAACCAGUCUUUUGAACUUGGACCCAUGUCAUCGACACCAGGGCCCUCCAGAGCAUCCUAUAUACCCGCAGGACCGGGACUAGGCCGACCUGCCAUUGGCUUGGAGGCGCGCAACUCGAUCCAUGGUGGCUCUGGGCCUGGAUUCCGUCCUAUGGGAUCACCACGACCUGGCUCUAUGCGACCCCCUUUUGGAGCCCCUGGAAACCCAGGUGUUGGCGGCCCAUAUGGCCGUCCUCCACCACAUGGAUUCUCUGGACCAAUGGGUGGUCCAGGAGGGUUUGGAGGACCUGGAUCUGGGCUUCGACCACGCCCACCGCCCAACUUUUCGGGACCUCCUAUGCAUCAUCCAUCGCAUCAGACUCCAAAUCCCCAGCAGCAACAACAGCAGCAACAACAACAGCAUCAACAGCAAGGAAAUCCCCAAAAUGCACCCUUAUACCCUCUUCCUCCACCUUCUCUUAAUAAUUCUUCAUCGUCUUCUUCAACACCACUGUCGUCACAGCAACUCUUGAUUAAUGAUGAUAGCAAUGCCCCUAUUGAUACUAUUAAUAAUGAAAUAGAAGAAGCCAAGGAUAGAGAAGGGAGUCACCAGCCGCAAACUGGGAUCAUGACAAGUGGGGACUUUUCUAUACCUGCUUCGACCCAAGAACAGAAAUAGAUUGAUUGAAAUGAAUAAAUAAAUAUUAAAUAAAUAAAGAAGCC